UAGUUCUCGCAACUUAAGGACUACUCGAGCACCGAAGCCUACACCGCACCUCCGCAAACAUGUACAAGCUGUUUGUCCUCGCCGUCGUCGUGGCCCUGGCCGCUGCAGCACCUGCACCUGAGCCUGCACCUGAGCCUGCACCUGCACCUGCCCCUGGAUACAUCGCAUCGCCCCUGGUCUCCGCCUACACCUCACCUGUGGCGUAUUCCCUGCCAUUGACCUACAAGACCUACUCGUCUCCGCUGACCUACGCCGCACCUUAUGCCUACGCACCUUAUGCCUACAAGGCUGGAUAUGGAUAUGGAUAUGGAUACUUGUGAGCUGCCCAGGCUAGAAGGAAAAAUGGAAAGAAUCGUGCUCCAACCCACCGACCAACUCGGACGGAAUCGCAAACUCUUCAGCAAAGCGGCUGACUAAUCCCACGCAUCGCACAAUCUAUUUCGAUCUUGCCGGAAAAUAAACCACAAAUGUAUUUUCCAAAAACCU
Orussus abietinus is the source of this 486-nucleotide messenger RNA. RefSeq names its product cuticle protein 12.5. The transcript has 2 exons. The record is from RefSeq and is a predicted model, not a curated record. Bases 60 to 320 code for a protein of 86 amino acids. NCBI's taxonomy places the organism in Eukaryota, Metazoa, Arthropoda, Insecta, Hymenoptera, Orussidae.